AUGAAUCUCAUCUUAUAUCUAUAAUCAAAGUAAGUAAUUAGCUAUCAAUCUUAAACUUCUGAUAUUUUAUUAACCAGAUAAUAAGAUAGAUCAAAAUUUAAAAUAAAUGAAUUUGUAAAUAGUCUUAAAAUGUAUUUUAAAUAUUAAAUUACAUCCCCAAAAAAUUAAUAAUAAAUAAUAAAUCAAAAAAUUGAAAAAUUGAAAAAAGAAAAAAAAAUUGAUAAAAUGCAAUUCAAAAACGCAAUAUUGAUUUUAUUAGUCUUUGUACUUCUUAUCUGCUCCAACCCCUCUUCUUAAGUUGAAGCUAAAGCACUAAAAUCAUAGACAUAAAGCACUAAAGAACAAUCUAUUCAUGGCUGUAGUAAAUAAGGAGAAAGCUGCAAAUCUUAGAGAUGUUGCUCAGGAGGAAACUGUUUCGCAGGUUUAUGUUUUCCUAAUUGA
Molecule: messenger RNA, 441 nt
Organism: Tetrahymena thermophila SB210
Lineage: Eukaryota; Ciliophora; Oligohymenophorea; Hymenostomatida; Tetrahymenidae
Exons: 1
Source: RefSeq, a predicted model, not a curated record